UUUUGUUGUUAAAAUUCUUAAUAGAUUUUGUUCCACCAGUAGUAGUCUGUGUGUUGUCAUUUGAACUGCAUGUCCAUGUCAGAUAAGCAGCAUCUAGGCUUGCCAGUUGAUCGACCCUCUCUUAUUUACUACUAGGCUGUGUUGAGGUGGGACAAAACGCGCUUCAUGAUAUCGCGAGAAACGCCGUGAACAUAGCAACAAGACAACCAAAAUAAAUUGGACAACAGUUCGGAGUGAACGAUGGCGGCGUCGCUGCUACGCCGGGAUAAGAAAGCUACCGCCGCUAACUUAAAGGCAGACCUCAACCGGACUGACAACAGUUUUGGGCUCCGACAGCUUCAGGAACUGCUGGAUAAUGUUCUCAACCCGGAGAAACCGGCGGCGGACACCGAGGCCCUGGACUGGUGUAAAUAUCUGCUAGCAGGAGGGGACGGGUUCGAGGAGUUUUGCAAGACCGUCUGCUCCUACGAUAACGCUACGCUGUGCGGUUUGGUCUGGACUGCUAAUUUUGUAGCAUACCGCUGUCGGACCUGUGGCAUUUCGCCGUGCAUGUCACUCUGCGCUGAGUGCUUUAACAACGGCGAUCACACGGGCCAUGACUUUAACAUGUUUAGGAGUCAGGCUGGCGGGGCCUGCGACUGUGGAGACAGUAAUGUCAUGCGAGAAAGUGGGUUUUGCAGAAGGCAUCGGUUAAGAACUGGGGAGAAUGUUCCAUCAGUCCCUAGAGAUCUGCUGCUCAUGUCUGAGAUGGUUCUUCCUCGUUUUAUCAUCAGUAUAAUACAGUACCUGAGAGAUGGCUACACAGAGUCAGAAUCUGCCACAGAGAGAGAUCUGCAGAAGGUCCUUCAUCAGCUGGAGCCUCAGAUCUCUUUCCUAGAAGAUCUUACUAAAAUGGGUGGAGCCAUGCGCACAGUCCUCACAAAGAUCUUAACCAAUCAGCAGACCUUUAAAGAACUGAGCAUGGGCCAAGAGGAGAAUAUGUAUGCAAAGAGAAACUAUGAGAAGUACCUGUCGGCACUCAAGAAUUCUGGCCUGGUGUCUGUGGAGGAUAAGGGGUUGGCAGGGGCAGCAGACUCUUCAGCUGGGGCAGGAACUGGUGCCCUUGGCUUACUGGGGGCCACAGCAGCAGUCAGCCCAAAUGAGGAAAAUAAAGAGGAGGAUCAGGACGGAGGGCAGAGUGUAGGCCAGAGAAAGAGAGUAAAGCUGAGUAGCAGUACCAAAGAUCCGUCUAUAAUGGACAUUCUAAAGCAUAAAUGUUUUUUAGAGGAGUUAUUGUUUUGGACUAUUAAAUAUGAGUUUCCACAGAAGAUGGUUACUUUUUUACUCAACAUGUUGCCAGAUCAAGACUAUAAGAUCACUUUCACGAAAACAUUCGUCCAGCACUAUGCCUUUAUCAUGAAGACUUUGAUGAAGAGCCAUGAAUCAGACACGAUGUCCAACCGAAUAGUUCAUAUCAGUGUGCAGCUGUUCAGUAAUGAAGAGUUAGCACGUCAUGUCACUGAGGAGUGCCAGCUGCUGGACAUCAUGGUCACUGUACUGCUCUACAUGAUGGAGAGCUGCCUUAUCAAGAGUGAACUGCAAGAUGAAGAGAACAAUCGUCAUGUGGUGGUGAACUGUGGCGAAGCCUUGUUGAAGAAUAACACCUACUGGCCUUUAGUUAGCGACUUUAUUAAUAUUCUCUCUCACCAAAGUGUAGCCAAGCGUUUUCUGGAGGAUCAUUCGCUGCUCAUGCUCUGGAUGAGCUUUGUCUCCUUUUUCCAAGGAAUGAAUCUGAACAAGAGGGAGCUGAAUGAGCACGUGGAGUUUGAAUCACAGACGUACUAUGCGGCUUUCGCCGCUGAGCUUGAAGCCUGUGCUCAGCCCAUGUGGGGGCUGCUCACGCACUGCAAAGUCAAAGAAACACAGGAGUACACUAAAACAGUGGCACGCUACUGCCUGGAGACUUUGCAGAUAUGGUUUGAUGCCAUUGGCUUUGUUGAUGAGCCUGCUCCCAAUCAAAUAACAUUUCAUUUGCCAUUACACCGCUACUAUGCCAUGUUCCUUAGCAAGGCGGUGAAGUGUCAGGGACUGGAUUUGGACAGUCUCCUCCCUGAUCAGGAAAUGCUGAUGAAGAUUAUGGUGCAUCCUCUUCAGAUACAGGCAUGUCUGUCUGAGAUUCACAGUAACAUGUGGGUGAGGAAUGGAUUACAGAUUAAAGGGCAGGCUAUGACCUAUGUCCAAUCUCACUUUUGCAACUCUAUGAUCGACCCAGACAUCUUCCUGUUACAGGUGUGUGCAUCACGACUAGAUCCAGACUACUUUAUUUCAUCAGUGUUUGAGAGGUUUAAAGUAGUGGACUUGUUGACGAUGGCAUCACAACACCAGAAUGCAGUCCUGGACGCAGAGCAGGAAAGACCCAUGUUAGAAGGGGCGCUCACUUUCCUCGUCAUAUUGUGCAGCCUCCGCAUACACAUGGGCAUGACUGAUGAUGAGAUACUGAGGGCAGAAAUGGUGUCACAGUUGUGUAUGAAUGACCGCACACACAGCUCUCUUCUUGACCUUAUCCCAGAGAACCCAAACCCUAAGAGUGGGAUAGUGCCUGGCAGUUGUAGCUUCGAGGAGAUGCUGUCUGCUGUAGCUGAUUUUAAAGCUCCAGUGUCUGAGCCUGGUGGCUCAAUGCAGCAGGGCAUGUACACGCCCAAAGCGGAGGUGUGGGAGAAGGAGUUUGACCCCAUCAUGGUGAUCCUGCGCACAGUGUACCGGCGAGAUGUUCAGUCAGCGAUGGACAGAUACUCAGCAUUUUUGAAGCAGUCGGGUAUUCACACCGGUAACCCCUGGCCUCCGUAUAAGGAGAGGACACCCCUGCACCCAUGUUAUAGAGGGCUAGUGCGUCUGCUGCACUGUAAAACUCUGCAUAUCGUCAUCUUUACUCUCCUGUACAAGAUCUGGAUGGAUCAUCAGAACAUGUCUGAGCAUGUGCUGUGUAUGGUGCUGUAUCUGGUUGAGCUGGGUUUGGACAACCAUGCACAAGAGGACAAGGAGGAUGAAGAACCGUGUAUUGAGGAGCACUGCCAUGACAGCUGGUUCCCUGGCACUAGCCUGCUCUCCAAUCUGCACCACGUCAUUAACUUUGUACGAGUGCGAGUGCCUGAGACUGCCCCAGAGGUGGAGAGAAAAAGGGAACGGGAGAGAGAGAGGGAGAGGCAGAGAGAGACGCCUCCCAGCACCAGCACUGAUUCGUCAACCUUUGGCCAGGUCAGCCAAACUACGAACUUGCGUGAGGCUCAGUUGUUCAGCCUGGUGGCAGAACGCCGGAGGAAGUUCCAGGAGAUUAUAAACCGCAGUAAUCACGAGGCAAACCAGGCUGUACGGCCGAAGUCAUCUUCGCGCUGGCUUCCCCCAGGCUCUCCUCCUCAGAUGGUCACUGAGAUUCUAGAGAUAAGGGAGAGCAUGCUGUCUCUGCUGGUCAAACUGCACCAGAAACUGUCGGCCAAGCAGAACUCGCUGACUCCAAGCUGGCUGGAGGAGGCUGAGUCAGCACACCACACACAUGGAGAUGGCAUCACUGCCAUUGAGAGGAUCCUGGCCAAAGCAGCAUCACGCAGCAGACAUAGCAAAAGAUGCCUGCAAGAGAUUUGUGGCAAAGUGUGUCCACCUGUGCCUCCAAAAAAGAACAGCCCAGGAGACAAGAAGAGCAUGGAUAAAGACGAGAGGCGGCAGAGGGCCAGGGAGAGACAGCAGAAGCUACUGGCUGAAUUUGCCUCCAGGCAGAAAAGCUUCAUGGAGACAGCCAUGGAUGUUGAAUGUCCUGAAAUGGAGGCAGCAAUGGACGUGAGCUCAGCCGAGCCUCUCGACUCCGAGGUUCUCUAUGACUGUGUGAUAUGUGGCCAGAGCGGCCCCUCUACUGAAGACAGACCUACGGGACUGGUGGUGCUACUACAGGCGUCCUCAGUGUUGGGCCACCGUUGCUGUAGCGAUCAGGCAAAGCGGCUUCCUACAAGUGAUGACGAGCGGAUCUUCCCUGAGGACACGUGUGGGGCGACUAACGAUGUUAGACUAGCGCUUAUGCAACGUUACUUUAAAGAGAGUUCCUGUCUGCAGUCUGUCUCCAUUGGCUGGGAUGGUGGUGUGUAUGUGCAAACAUGUGGUCACACACUGCAUAUAGACUGCCACAAGUCCUACAUGGAGUCUCUACGGAAUGACCAGGUGUUGCAGGGUUUCUCAGUGGAUAAAGGCGAGUUCACGUGCCCGCUGUGUCGCCAGUUUGCUAACAGCGUCCUACCCUGCAAACCAGGGCGUGGUAUGGAGGUGGGCACCUGGCACACACCCAGCAACAAGAACAUGGCCACACUAGUGAAAGAAGUGGAGGAGCUGCAGGACCAGUUGACUGUCUUUCCCGUAAGCACCAGUACGGAAUCUAACCUGACUAAAGAGAUGGAGUCUGUGAUUAAAGACAUAAAGAAUGCCACGCAGAAGAAGUACAUGGACUACGGCAAGAACCCUGGCUCACCUGAUAACGACUUCCUCUUCAUGUACUCAGUGGCCAGUUUUGUGUCCUCUUUUUCCUCAUUGGCUGGACAGUGCAGUGGAAAAUUCCACCAUCUCAUGCUCAUCUCAUUAUCAGUGGCAGCCAGGACAAAUCUGGAGUUGGAGUUGGUUCAUCGUGGUGGGAACCUGUGCAGUGGGGGGGCGAGUGCUGCAGCCAAACGCUCCUGUCUCAAUCAGUUGUUCCAUGUAUUAGCUAUGCACAUGCGUCUGUACAGCAUCGAUUCUGCUUAUAAUCCCUGGACUCGACUCACACAGAUCACCCAGCACAGAGAGUCCGACUAUGAGGAUGAAGACCAUCCCGAGGUUCCAAUGCUGUUCAGAGAUGUCCCCUCCCUACUCAUUAUCUUUGUGCUCACGAUGCCUCAGCCACUACGCAAAGAACACUUCACAUCAGUCGUGAAGGUGCUAUACACGUUGCUGUAUACUCAGGCCCUGGCUGCUCUGUCUAUUAAACUCAGCCCUGAGGAGAGACUGGCCUGGAGCAACAGUGGGGCAGCCAAGAAGAACUUGCCAAACUCUGAGAAAUCAUGGGAGGCACUCCUGAGUCAUGCGAUCAGUGAGCUUACCAAGGUCAAGGGAGCUUAUGAUGACAAUCCAAAUGAGACCAUGUUGAGUUCGACUAUAUGGUCUCCUCAAUCCAUAGAGUUUACAUUGCAACAAUUCUGUUUGCCCUUCAUGCGUCUUUCCUGUCUUCUUCAACACCACCUCUACGGGGACAAUCUACCUGGCUGCCUGCUAGAGGAGGAGUUCUCGUUGCUGGCAGGCGGUUUGGGGUUGCUGUCUGCUUCGUUUCAGCCCAGCACCUCCAUGAACAGCGGAGUGUGCCUGGAAUGGAGUAUCAACGCGUUCGAGCUCAUCUCUCAAUGGUGCUCUGAGCUCAUCAGCCUGGCAGACAAGCCUUCACAGCAGGCUAUGUCUCUUUUGGUGCAGGACCCUCACUGGUCCGCUCCUCGUCUGCUGCAGCUUCCCGACAACUACAACACUAUCUUCCAGUACUACCACAGGAAGUCCUGCACUGUGUGCAGUAAGACACCCAAGGACCCAGCUCUGUGCCUCGUUUGUGGAGCGUUCGUCUGUCUCAAGGGCCUCUGCUGCAAACAGCAGGGUGUCUGCGAGUGUGUGCUGCACUCUCAGCACUGUGGAGCUGCAACAGGGAUAUUCCUCCUAAUAAACGCCUCUGUGAUCAUCAUCAUCCGUGGUCAUCGCUUCUGUCUGUGGGGGUCCGUUUAUCUGGACGCUCACGGAGAGGAGGACAGAGACCUACGUCGUGGCAAGCCUCUGUUCCUGUGUGCUGAGCGAUACCGUGUGCUGGAGCAGCAGUGGGUGUCGCACACCUUCGACCACAUUAACAAGCGCUGGGGUCCCCACUACAACGGACUUUAACACAUAAACCCCAAACCCAGAGGAGCCAGAUCACAGUGGGCAUCAGUGCCAGCCUCUCUAUCUCCUUUUGAUAUAUGCUGUCAUGUAAUAUAAAAAUAACGCUGUGAGUGAAUUGCUGCUACAGCCUUGGUUACGUGAAGUUUAGUGUACAAUCAUGCCUAAUGACUAACAGCGUGUGUGGGUUUUUUUUUUUUUUUUUUUUUUU
This is a messenger RNA of Ictalurus furcatus (blue catfish), 6115 nucleotides long. It is a transcript of the gene ubr3, whose product is annotated as ubiquitin protein ligase E3 component n-recognin 3. The record is from RefSeq and is a predicted model, not a curated record. Gene Ontology annotation, cellular component: ubiquitin ligase complex; cytoplasm. Gene Ontology annotation, molecular function: zinc ion binding; ubiquitin protein ligase activity. Bases 241 to 5910 code for a protein of 1889 amino acids. Lineage: Eukaryota; Metazoa; Chordata; Actinopteri; Siluriformes; Ictaluridae. Gene Ontology annotation, biological process: protein ubiquitination; ubiquitin-dependent protein catabolic process via the N-end rule pathway. The transcript is spliced from 40 exons.